CGUUAUGAUUCGGUGUACUGACGUCCUCACGCAGGGAAGCAGAUGACACAGAAGCAUGGAGUUAUCCCUCAUGGUGUUCUGUACCCUUCUCUUUGGUAUACUGUCAUGGAAGAUGAACAGUUUAGUUCAAAAGUACAAAACAUACAUCGCCCUGUAUACAUCUGACAAGGUCAUCAGAUUCGGAAAGUUUCAUCCAUUAUGGGGCCAUAUACAUUUGUUGGUUCCUCUGAUUAAAUUCCAAGAGUUGGCUGUAAAGGGAAUGCGUGAGACUGGAAAGAAGAUAACUUGUUACUGGCUGGCCUUCCUGUACCCAAUUCUAGGGGUGUGUCACCCGGACACAGUCAAGAUCGUCCUCAAGUCGAGUGAGCCAAAGAACAAACAGAAAGGAGGAGGGUACUUCACUCUUCUGCCGUGGUUAGGUGAUGGGUUACUGAUCAGUGAUGGUAAGAAGUGGGAGAGAAACAGACGAUUGUUGACACCUGCCUUUCACUUUGAUGUACUCAAACCUUAUGUACCAAUCUAUAACAAAGUCUUCGAUAUCUUCUUGGACAAGUUGGAUGAAGCGUCCAAUAGUGGACAGAGUAUUGAGAUUUACCACAGAGUGGGACUCGCUACACUGGAUACUCUACUACGCUGUGCCCUGUCAUACGAAGACAAUGUACAGGAACAGGGAUCUAAGAACCCAUAUGUGAAUGCGGUCCGGAUACUUACAAACAUCUCACUGAAGAGAAUCAUGGAGCCAUGGUUACAUCCAGAUAUAUUAUUUAAGAUGUCGCCAUCUGGAAGAAAAUACUUUAAACAUGCAAAGUACGUACAUGAUUUCGACGAGAGAAUUAUCCAGGAAAGAAAGCAAGCGUUGGCGGCCGACCCGUCGUUGAUUACAAGGCGUCGUCGAGACUUCCUGGACAUUCUAUUAACCGCCCGAGACGAGAACGGUACAGGGCUGACCGACCGUGAGAUCAGGGACGAAGUCGACACUUUUUUAUUUGAGGGUCAUGAUACGACAGCCUCGUCUCUGAGCUGGGCCAUAUAUUCCUUAUCAAAGAACCCGGAAGAGCAACAAAAAGUCUACGAGGAAGUGACGAAAGUUCUCGGUAAUAGGACACAAGUUGAAUGGUCUGAAAUAAAGGAGUUUACUCGCCUUACCUUAUUCCUAAAGGAGUCCAUGCGUAUGUUUUCCCCUGUACCUUCCGUAGGCAGGAUUACAACGAAGGAACUAGACUUGGACGGCCUCAAGGUUCCGGCCAAUAUUGAGAUAUACGUGUUGAUACAUGCUCUUAACAAACGGGAGGAUAUAUGGGGUGAUCCCGAGACACAGACGGGAAUAACUCAAGCAACAUACAUGUACAUUGAGUAAUGGUACAUGCUGACAUUCGACAUACAGCUGGUUUUCAUACAGAGGCUCAUUAGUGAUGCUAGAGGCUAAACGUGUGGAAAUGAAUUCAAAAGACUGUACAGUUGUUGAUUUUCGGGGGGAUUUAAUUUCACCAUAUUCGCGGUCAUUGAAUAUAGCGCGGAAAUAAAUAAGUAGCGAAUUUUUAUAUAUUCAAAAUAUACACAAAACUGUGUGUAAGUGUUUUCUGCAGGUGUUGUGAGAAAUGCUAUACCCGCGAACUAGUUCCGGCGGAGACAUUUUACCCGCGACUUGCCUCAAUUAAAAAAAUUCGAGGUCGAUUUUUAGCAAUAUUGAGCUUAUUGCGUAAUCUUGGUUUUGAAAAAAAAACGUCUUGAGGACAGGAUAUCUCAAGUUAUGUAUCAUUUAUUCUAAUCAAAUUACACAUUUAUAAACAAGGACGGAACUGAUAAAAUCCGGAGACAAACAGACAUAAACUGAAUUUCUAAAGGAUUAAAAUUAAUUUCAUUUCUCCUUCUAUGUCUUAGUAAAACUGAUUGUCAAACACAAUGCAUUCUAGUAAAAUAUAUGGUUGACUUCUCAAUUUCGAACUGUAAAGUAUUAUAUAUGAACAGACUGAGGUAAUUAAAUGAAGUUUACUUAACUUUACACAAAUAAUCAUGAUGUGCGAAGCGCUUUAACAUUAUGUUUACCUAUGUCAGAUGUUUUAUUUUACUUAGACAGCAUCAUAGUCGUAUUCCAUAGACAACAUACAUUAUAGUCGACUGUUUAGACUCAUCAGAUGUCCUGGUUUCUUCACCAGUGAUUCAGUUGAGGAAGUGACAAAAGGGGUCACUUUAUCUACGGAUAAUUUGAAUUAAUGUAUUAAGCUAAAGAUAUUCUUUGUAGGUCAAACAAUCAAGAGUUUUACUUUAUGUGUUUGAUAAAAUAUUGUUGUUGACAGAUGUAUUUGGGCAGUAGACACAUUACAGAUGUAGUACAUUUCAAAUGUUGUUAAUGUGAACAGAUUUCGAAAUUCUUGAAGCACAAAACAUGUAUCAAUUCAUACAUGUAAUAAAGUGUGCUAUAUGGAUACAUAUUUAUCAAAUGGCAAUUCUAUAUGAACAUGUAUUGUUAUGUCCUGACUAUAUGUUUAUCUUGGAUUUUAUGAAAAAAGAUCAAUAUGACCUAAUUUUGGAAACAUUGUCAGAGAACAGUGGAAAUUAAUAUCUGGGAUGAAAAAGAAAUGGUGAAAUUAUAAUAUUGUGACCUACUUCUAAUCUUUGCCAUUGGAAAACGGAAAAUGACAUCUGUGGUGAGCAUAUGCAUUAUAUGCUGGACUUUAGUUUUGCUAAAUUAGGUCACUGUGACAAGUAUUGUAAAAAUUGUCAUAGGAUAAUCAAAAUUGACAUGCAUGAUGCUGAACUUGCAUUUUGCAAAAUCAAGUCAAUGUCUGUUUCAAAAUUGUCAUAGGACAAUGCACAUCUGAAUCUUUAUCUUGGAUGAACAAUGGAUGCUGAACUUGAUUUUUUCGAAAUGAGAUCACUGUGACAUCUUUUCUAAAAAAGGACAUUUAAGAAUAAUAGCCCAAUGUAUUGAGUGUUUUGGAGCUAGGGAUGCGGUAUGUUGGUGUACAUUUUACAAUGACCUUUGUAAUUUUUGUGAUCACUCACUCGAAUCUCACUACAAUUAAAACGGAUACUUCUGUUGAAAAAUGUAUCAAUCAAGAAACCAGUCUAUACCUUCAUUGAAAUUUGUUAACUGGACCAUCGUGCUACGAUGCAGGAAUUGUAUUUUUGUAU
Pecten maximus is the source of this 3135-nucleotide messenger RNA. RefSeq names its product cytochrome P450 4F4-like. The transcript is spliced from 11 exons. The record is from RefSeq and is a predicted model, not a curated record. Bases 56 to 1357 code for a protein of 433 amino acids. Lineage: Eukaryota; Metazoa; Mollusca; Bivalvia; Pectinida; Pectinidae. Gene Ontology annotation, molecular function: heme binding; iron ion binding; oxidoreductase activity, acting on paired donors, with incorporation or reduction of molecular oxygen.